UGGUGUUCUGUCUCUUAACUGGUUGCAUCUUCUGACAAUUAUACUAUUAUAAUUAAUAGAUAUAACGUAUAGGUGUCGUGGAAUAAACUCUUAUGUCCUUGGCACCAUGGAGCGACAGCAGGGGCUGCCACUUCUGCCGGGUCGGGUUGAUCCCGACCUGCUUCUAGCUAGGCUAAUUUCCGUAGCACCUCCGCGGCCCUAUCGCAACCCAGAGGCCCUCGUCUUCCCCGGCACCACCAAGGCCUUGGAGCGCAGGAGAGCGAGAGAGAAUCCGGUUGAGCUGGAGAUGCUGCCUGUUCUAAGGAAACACCAGGAGCGUAAGAAGCUAACAAGCUCAAAUGAUACAGAAGUGGGAACGCAUUCCGCAUCCACAGAAAGGUCAUCGCCCUCAGUGCACCUUCCCAGACUCUCAGGACUAGAGACUCAGAAGCCGGGUCAACUGUCCCAAAGUAAGAGCUACUCCCCAUCUCCUCCCAAAAAGCUUCGGCCCCAUGCAGACACCUCAGCUUCGCCACUGUACCACUCGCCGUCUCCUCCUCACUCCCACCCGCUGCAGUUCAGAUCAGUGAAGGAGGUGAUCCGUGCAAAAAUUGAUGAACCCCUUGACAUCAUUCAGACCAUCCGCAACAACCCUCAUCUGGGAGUCCUCUACUUAGUUCCAGCUGUACCAAAGUCCUCCAUCGAUUAUGACCCGUACAACCUCAAGGUUGUGGAAUAUGUCAAAAAGAAGAGUCCAGACUUCUUCACCAUCAGCCCAGCAGGCGUGACGAGCUGGAAUAAGGGGGAAGAUGCGUUUGUGCCGCUGAAUCGGUGGGAAUACGAAUGGCGCUGCUACCAGAAGCUGUUGCGCAUACCCACCUUCUCUCUCUUCGGCAAGUGGAAGACUUUCCGGGUGUGGAGGACCAAUGUACGCUCCAAGAACAUGAAGAAGCACAGGUCCUCGCUACAGAAGCACCUCUUCAUCGCCAACGAGUCACUGCGUCCUGCACUCAUUGACAUUUGGGAGAUGUGUUACCGCAUUAGUGCCAUGAGUCUAUGCUGCUUCGAGAAGGAUCACAUUUAUACCCUGGAGGAGUUCCAGGGUGCCCAGUACAAACAGCUGAAGGAGGUAUCUUCUCGCCUGCAGGAAUUCAGGGAGCUGGUGAAGGAGGUGACCAAGACCGCAUGCUGCACUGCGCUGCUGGAGGCCGGAUACAUGCCCAGUAAUUACCUGGGCGGCUCCCAGGCUGCAGGGGAGCAAGUUCUGGCCGGACAGACGAUGUCUAAGAUGGAGAUUCUUUCGGAGAAGUCACUAGAUAUUCCUUGUUUUCAUCAGGUCAUGAAGAGAUCCCACUGCAAACGUCUCACAUGCUUUAUCAGACUUGUGGACUACCUAAUUCUGGACACCUUGUACACACUGGUGGUGAAUUCUGUGACCUCGUUGCUGAGCUUCCUGAAGGAGCACAUUGACAAUACUCCCUCUGAGGAUGUGAUCCAGAGCUGGUGUCUCUCUGAACCUGAAGAGGACACCAAGAAGGGCAGUGUCGUGGACAAUGUGGCCUCACCUCCACCAAUGUUCACAUCAGAGGUGCUGCUGGAGACCCAGUGUUUGUCCUUCAAGCCUUCCCUAGAAGACUUCCUGGAGAUCGUUGGGGAGAUCAUUACGCGUUUUCAGGAGACAGUGCUCUCAGUGGAUACCCUGCUCUUCGACUCCCACUUUGAUGCCUUCACAGAGUCAUUACGGAGUAGCAAGGAGGUGGAUGAGAUAUCCGAGGACAGCCACAAUUUGGAGAUGAUGUUCAGGGACGAGAACCUUCUUCAAACUCUCAUCGAGAAUAUAAAGCAAGCUCUGCAGUUUGCCUUCAGUGCUGCAAACGUGUACGCUCACACCUUGGAGCGAUUCCGCCUCUUCUUCAAGGACAACAUGGGUUUGGACCUAGACUUUCUCAAGAUGCAAGACCAUGGAGUAGAAUUCUUCAGGGAUAAUCUAGAGAUGUACCACAAGCAGCACACGGAAGCUCUAGCCAUUAAACAGAAGACAUAUCUGGGACUCCUCCUUGUGCAUACCACCCAAUUCCGGGCAAAGCUGAUUCCGUCUCCCCUGCAUUGCUUACAGGCCAUCAACGACAUGUUACCCAUUUUGGCAAAGAAUAAGAUGGACGCCAUCAUGGCUGAGCUCCAGGGCGCACAGUUUAAGUUGGAAUUUCUGCCCACAUCAACUGCUGAAUUUGUCGAAUCCUUGACAUUCCUAGAUGAGAUUCAAGAGAGGAUCGACAUGCUGGAUGCAGAGGCAGAGACAAUUUGCCAGAUGUACACACUGAUUGAGCAGUACUCUGUGCCAACUCCGCCUGAAGACCUUGCUAUGUACUCUACCUUGAAACCUUCCAUCACCAGCGUGCGUAAUGCCGUGGAUAAGGCUGAUGGCGAGAGAGACAUGAACAUUGAGAAGUUCUGUCAGCAUCUGCAGUGUGACAGUGAUGACCUUAACAGAGAGGUCAGGAGGCUCAAGCAGCAGGCUCAGGAACAGCAAACACUGGACAUUACUGCUGAAAGGUCAGUGGUGAAGGAGCUACUGGAGGAGAUUCACGGAACCAUCGAGGAUCUGCAAACUCAAGCCUUCCAGUAUAAUAAGUACCAGAAGAAUUUCAAGGUGGAGGUUACAGAGUACGAGGCUCUGAAGGAGCUGAGCACAGAGGUUAAGUUGAGGAGGCUGCUUUGGGAAUCUCUGGAGGAAUGGGAGGUCCUACAAGCUCGCUGGAUGGAGUGCAAGUUUGAGGAACUGGACUCUGAGGAGCUGAGUGCUCAAGUCACAAAAUACAGCAAAAUUGUGAUGCAACUGGAGAAGGGUCUCCCACCCAAUAAUGUGGUGUCCAGGCUGAAGGAUCACGUGGAUCGCAUGAGGGAAAAGCUCCCAGUCGUCACUAACCUGAGGAACCCAUACCUCAAAGCACGACACUGGGACAUGCUGGAGCAGAUUGUGGGCACCAGUUUAGUCGCUGAGCCACUCACACUGGCCAUCUUGGAGGACCUUGGGAUCUUUGGCUUUGACUCCAGGAUCCAGGAGGUGUCAGGGCAAGCCUCAGGUGAAGCCUCCCUAGAGACGGUUCUCAAAAAGGUGGAAGACUGCUGGAAGAGCACAGAGUUCGUGGUGCUCUCUCAUCGGGAGUCCAAAGACGUGUUUAUUCUUGGGGGGACGGAUGACAUUCAGGUUCUGCUGGACGACAGCGUCAUCAAUCUAGCGGCCGUGGCGUCCUCUCGCUAUGUGGGUCCGAUCAAGGCCAAGGUGGACGAAUGGCAGAUACAGUUGGCCCUGUUCAGUCAGACUCUGGACGAGUGGCUGACGUGUCAGAGAAACUGGCUGUAUCUCGAGAGCAUCUUCAGUGCCCCAGAUAUCCAAAGGCAGCUGCCGGCUGAGGCUAAGAUGUUCCUGCAAGCAGACAAGUCCUGGAAGGAGAUCAUGAGGAGGGUGAACCAGCUGCCCAAGGCCCUGCGUGCUGCUACACAGCCUGGUCUGCUGGAGAUGUUCCAGAACAACAAUGCUUUACUGGACCAGAUUCAGAAAUGCCUAGAAGCAUAUCUGGAGUCCAAGAGAGUCAUCUUCCCCAGGUUCUACUUCCUGUCAAACGACGAGCUGCUUGAAAUCCUGGCGCAAACCAGGAACCCUCAGGCAGUGCAGCCCCACCUGCGGAAAUGUUUCGAUGCGAUCGCUCGACUGGAGUUUGCAUGCAUCCCCCCACUGUCCACCGAUGCCCCCGACAAGGGAGACGCAGAGAAGGUCUUCAGCAAUGACAUCCUGGCCAUGGUCUCUCCUGAGGGAGAGAAGGUGGGUCUUGGGAAAGGUUUGAAGGCUCGUGGGAAUGUAGAAGACUGGCUGGGAAAGGUAGAGGAAGCCAUGUUUUCUUCCCUGAGGCGUCUGAGCAAGGCCUCCAUCGCGGACUAUCAGAGCAGGCCCAGGGCAGAGUGGGUGGUGGCAGGUCACCCCUCUCAGGUCGUGCUGACUGUUUCCCAGUUAAUGUGGUGUCGAGACUUGGACAGCUGUUUCGAAGGGGAACAUGACCACUUUGAAGCUCUUCAACAGUUCGAAAAGGUCAAUUUUGAGAGGCUGAAUGAUUUGGCCGCGCUGGUGCGUGGCAGCCUCCCCAAGCUGCACCGGGACAUCAUCACCGCCCUCAUCACCAUCGACGUGCACGCCCGUGACAUCAUCACCGACCUCGUCAAGGAGAAGGUUGGUUCAAGCAGCAGCUUUCAGUGGCAGAGGCAGCUCCGGUAUUACUGGGACCUCGACCUAGACCACUGCGUGGCCAGGAUGGCUCUGUCACAGUACAUUUACGGAUACGAGUACCUGGGCGCCUGCCCCCGGCUUGUGAUCACACCCCUCACUGACCGUUGCUACCUCUGCCUGAUGGGGGCGCUGCAGCUGGACCUGGGCGGUGCCCCGGCCGGACCAGCAGGGACCGGCAAGACAGAAACCACCAAGGAUCUUGCCAAAGCCCUGGCCAUUCAGUGUGUUGUGUUCAACUGCUCAGACGGCCUGGACUACAAGAUGAUGGGCCGAUUCUUUAGCGGCUUGGCCCAGUCGGGGGCCUGGUGCUGUUUCGACGAGUUUAACCGGAUUGACGUCGAGGUCCUGUCUGUUAUUGCCCAGCAGCUCAUCGCCAUCCGCAAUGCCAAACUGGCUAAGCUGUCCAGGUUCAUGUUCGAGGGCCGGGAGAUCAAGCUGGUGACGACGUGCGCGGCCUUCAUCACCAUGAACCCCGGCUACGCGGGCAGGACGGAGCUGCCAGACAACCUGAAGGCUCUCUUCCGACCAAUAGCCAUGAUGGUGCCCAACUACGCUCUGAUCGCUGAGGUGAUCCUCUAUUCCGAAGGCUUUGAGUCCAGUAAGACUCUGGCCCGAAAGAUGACCCAGAUGUACAAACUGUGCAGCGAGCAGCUCUCUCAGCAGGACCACUACGACUUUGGCAUGCGGGCCGUCAAAUCUGUGCUCGUCAUGGCUGGGUCCCUAAAGAGAGAAAAUCCCCACCUUAGUGAAGAUGUGGUCCUGAUCAGAGCACUCAGAGACUCCAAUCUUCCCAAGUUCCUCACAGACGAUGCCUUGCUUUUUGGAGGCAUCCUCUCAGACCUGUUUCCCGGUGUGACCAUCCCUGACCACGACUAUGGGGUUCUUCAGUCCACCAUCGUAGACUGCCUGGGUCAGCUUCAUCUGCAACCCCUUCCCAGCAUGACAAACAAGGUCAUCCAACUGUACGAGACCAUGAUUGUACGUCAUGGUGUCAUGCUAGUGGGGCCCGCGGGUGGUGGCAAGACCACCGUCUACACCGUCCUGGCCAAGGCCUUGGAGACGCUCUACUCCAGAGGGCACAAGAACCCCUUCUACCUGCCCGUCAAAACUUACGUACUGAAUCCCAAGUCGGUGAGCAUGGGAGAGCUGUACGGCGAGAUCAACCCACUCACUCUGGAGUGGCGUGAUGGCCUGAUGGCCCUAACCGUGCGGACAGCCACCAACGACCCCAGCGACGAGCACAAGUGGGUGGUCAGCGAUGGGCCAGUGGACGCCCUUUGGAUCGAGAACAUGAACACCGUGCUGGACGACAACAAGAUGCUGUGCCUGGCCAAUAGUGAGAGGAUCAAGCUCACACCGUCCAUCCACAUGAUGUUUGAGGUCCAGGACCUGGCUGUGGCUUCGCCUGCCACCGUCAGUCGCUGCGGGAUGGUCUACAUUGAUCCUAAUGAGCUGAAGUGGAUGCCCUAUGUGCAGUCAUGGAUCACAGGGCUUCCCGAAAAAAUAACAGAAGCCAUGAGGAGAUACCUGCUUGAUCUGUUUGAGCAGCAUGUGGAGAAGGGACUGCAGUUUGUCAGUAAGAGAUGUGUCCAGGUUAUGGCUCAGGUGGACAUCAGUAAGGUGACCACCCUCUGCCGCCUGCUGGAGGCGCUGUUGCUGAGCAGGGAUGGACCUCGAUUCAACAUGGAGCCAAACAGGUUGAACAGUGUCCUGUGCCAGACCUUUGUGUUCUGCUAUCUGUGGUCAGUGGGAGGGAACUUGACGGAGAACCACUGGGACGCGUUUGACCGCUUCGUCAGGCAGCAGUUUGAGGACAACAGUGAUGCCAAGCUGCCCAGCACAGGGGACUUGUGGAGCGUCUACAUGGACUCUGUCCACAUGCGGCUGGAACCGUGGGAAUCCGUCAUCCCCGCCUUUAAGUACGACAGAGAGACUCCUUUCUUUGAGAUGCUGGUGCCCACCGUGGACACAGUGCGCUAUGGGUACCUCAUGGAGAAGCUUCUGUCAGUGCGCCACUCAGUUCUGUUUACUGGUACCACUGGCGUGGGGAAGUCUGUGGUUGCACGUGCCCUGCUGGACAGCAUCCAAGAAAGCGCAGGCUACAUCCCUGUCUACAUCAGCUUCUCUGCCCAGACCUCAUCUGCACGGACACAGGAAAUUAUUGAGUCCAAACUGGAGAAGAGGAGGAAGAACGUGCUCGGUGCUCCAACCAAUAAGAAAGUGGUCAUAUUUGUGGAUGACCUCAACAUGCCAAAGCUGGACACCUAUGGAUCACAGCCUCCCAUUGAACUGUUGCGGCAGUUGCAGGACUUCCAGGGCUUCUAUGAUCGUGAGAAGUUCUUCUGGAAGGACAUACAGGAUGUGAUUAUCGCCGCAGCUUGCGCUCCACCUGGCGGGGGGCGUAACCCAGUGAGCCCCCGCUUUACCCGCCACUUCAGCAUGCUGUGUCUCCCCCCGGCGUCAGAGCACAGCCUCAGACACAUCUUCAAGACCAUCCUCAGUGAGUUCCUGAUGGAGUUCCCCUUGGCGGUGAAGCAGAUGGCCAGCAACGUCGUGGAUGCCGCUGUGGAGAUCUACAACCGCAUGAGCGUGGACCUGUUGCCCACCCCGGCCAAAUCCCACUACGUCUUCAAUCUCCGGGACCUUUCCAAAUGCGUGCAGGGAAUGCUGCAGUGCCAACCAAGCACGGUGCAGGACCAAAACCAGAUCUUCCGCCUUUUCUGCCAUGAGUGUCAGAGAGUGUUCCACGACCGCCUUAUCAAUAAUGAAGACAAGGCCUACUUCAACACCAUGCUCUCUGAGAUGGCCAGCAAGUAUUUUGAAUUCAACCUGGAACCCAGCUACUUGACAGACAAACCAAUAAUAUUUGGAGAUUUCAUCAAGGUUGGUGCAGAUAAGGCAGACCGCUUGUAUGAGGACCUGACUGACAUCGAGAAGAUUCGGUCGGUUCUACAGGAUUACUUAGAUGACUACAACAUGACAAACUCUAAGGAAACGAAGCUGGUCUUCUUCCAAGAUGCCAUCGAGCAUGUCUCAAGGAUUGCCCGAAUGAUCCGUCAGGAGCGUGGAAAUGCCUUGCUGGUGGGUGUAGGGGGCACAGGAAAGCAGUCGCUAACGCGGCUAGCGGCCCACAUGUGUGGCUAUCGCUGCUUCCAGAUCGAGCUCAGUCGCGGCUAUGGCUACGAUGCCUUCCACGAAGACCUGCGGCAGCUCUACAAGCUCGUGGGCAUGGAGGGCAAGGACGCGGUGUUCCUCUUCACUGACACACAGAUUGUUGUGGAGGAGUUCCUGGAGGACAUCAACAACAUGCUGAACUCGGGAGAGGUGCCCAGCCUGUUCGAAAAGGAGGAGCUGGAGCAGGUGUUGGCCACCACACGCCCAAAAGCCAAGGAAGCUGGAAUCUCUGAGGGCAACAGGGACGAGGUGUUCCAAUUCUUCAUCUCCCGCGUGAGGGAGAAGCUGCACAUCGUCCUGUGCAUGAGCCCUGUUGGCGAUGCCUUCAGGUCUCGUUGCCGCAUGUUUCCUUCCCUAGUCAACUGCUGCACCAUCGACUGGUUUGUCCAGUGGCCCCGUGAGGCUCUCCUCUCUGUGUCCCACACCUUCCUCAAGAACGUUGAGCUCGGCAGCGAGGAGAUGAAGGGCCGCUUCUGUGAGAUGUGCGUGGAGAUCCACGUCAGCGUGACGAAGAUGGCUGAAAGGUUCUACUCGGAGCUGCGGCGGCAUUACUACACCACGCCUACAUCCUACCUGGAGCUCAUUAACCUCUACCUGGCCAUGCUGGGGGAGAAGAGGCAGCAGCUUAUCAUGGAACGAGACCGUGUGGCAAAUGGGCUCACUAAGCUGCUGGAGACCAAUGAGCUGGUGGACAAGAUGAAAGUGGACCUGUCUGCUCUAGAGCCCGUGCUGAAACAGAAGUCCAUAGAUGUCAAUGCUCUGAUGGAGAAGCUUGCUGUAGACCAGGAGAAAGCAGAUCAGGUUCGCAAGGUGGUAAAAGAGGAUGAAGAGGCAGCCAAGGUGAAAGCGGAUGAAACCCAGGCCAUCGCCGAUGACGCCCAGCGGGACCUUGAUGAGGCCCUGCCCGCCCUGGACAGCGCUAACCGUGCCCUGGAUGCUCUGGACAAGGCGGACAUCGCUGAGAUCCGAGUCUUCACGAAGCCACCUGACCUGGUCAUGACAGUGAUGGAGGCCGUGUGCAUCCUACUCAACAGCAAGGCCGACUGGGCAAGUGCCAAGCAGGUCCUGGGGGACUCAUACUUCCUGAAACGGCUGACGGAGUACGAUAAGGACAACAUCCGCCCGCACGUCCUGCAGAAGCUCCACAAGUACAUCAACAACCCCGACUUUGUCCCGGAGAAGGUGGAAAAGGUGUCCAAGGCCUGCCGGUCCAUGUGUAUGUGGGUACGCGCAAUGGACCUCUACUCCAGGGUCCUCAAGGAGGUGGGACCCAAGAGGGAGAAGCUGGCCGCUGCACAGACAGAGCUCGACACGACCAUGGCCACCCUGAAAGAGAAGCAGAAGAAGCUGGAGGAGGUGGAGGAGCAGAUCAGGAUGCUGCAGGACCAGUUUAACAGCAGCGUGUCUGAGAAGGAAGCACUGGCAAGGACCAUGUCCCUGACGGAGGCCAGGCUGGGUCGGGCUGGGAAGCUUACCGCCGCCCUAGGGGACGAGCAGGUGCGCUGGCAGGAGAGCACCGCCCGCUUCCAGGAGGAGAUAACAAACGUCAUCGGCAACGUCUUCAUUGCCUCGGCCUGCGUGGCCUACUGUGGCGCUUUUACCUCCCAGUACCGUCAGCUGCUUGUGGCUGGAUGGACGUCCCGCUGCCAGGACCUGGGAAUCCCCAUCAGCGACAGCUUCAGCCUCAUCAGCAUUCUGGGCCAGCCCUACCAGAUCCGGCAAUGGAACGCAGAGGGGCUGCCCAGAGACACCGUGUCCACUGAGAACGGCGUGCUGGUGACGCGAGGUCGCCGCUGGCCGCUCAUGAUCGACCCCCAGGACCAGGCAAACCGCUGGAUCCGGAGCAGGGAGAUAAAGAACGGGCUGAAGGUGGUCAAACUGAGCGACGCUGGCUUCCUGCGGACCCUGGAGAACGCCGUGCGUCUGGGCGUGCCCGUCUUGCUGGAGGAUCUAAAGGAGACCCUUGACCCCGCGCUCGAGCCUAUUUUGCUGAAGCAGACCUUUGUGACUGCCGGGCGCACGAUGAUACGCUUGGGAGACUCCGAUAUCGAUUACGACAGCAACUUCCGCUUCUACAUGACGACUAAAAUGGCAAACCCACAUUACCUUCCAGAGGUUUGCAUUAAAGUGACCAUCAUCAACUUCACGGUGACCAAAUCAGGCCUGGAGGAUCAGCUCCUCAGCGACGUCGUGCGUCUGGAGCGGCCAGACCUGGAGGAACAACGCAACGAGCUGAUUGUGCGAAUCAACGCUGACCGCAACCAGCUGAAGGACAUCGAGGACCGUAUUCUCAGGCUCCUUUUCACCUCCGAGGGCAACAUCCUGGACAACGAGGAACUCGUCCAGACUCUGCAAGAGUCCAAGGUGACAUCAGAAGCCAUUAAGACACGUCUGCAGGAAGCAGAAGCCACGGAGCUGAUGAUCAAUGCGGCUCGGGAGAAGUACCGACCAGUGGCUGCACGGGGCUCCGUCCUGUAUUUCGUCAUCGCCAGCCUGUCCGAGAUAGACCCCAUGUACCAGUUCUCCCUCAAGUACUUCAAGCAGUUGUUCAAUAGCACCAUCGAGACGUCGGAGAAGAGCUGCGACCUUUCCGCCAGGCUGCAGACCCUGCUGGGGCGGACGCUGAGCAGCACUCACGCUAACGUGUCCCGCGGCCUUUUCGAACGCCACAAGACCAUCUACAGCUUCAUGCUGUGCGUGGAGAUCAUGAGGCAGGGAGGCCAGGUGUCUGAGGCAGAGUGGCAGCACUUCCUUCGGGGGAGCUCGGGCGUCUCUAAGGGUCCCGCGGAGAAGCCCGACGUCCCCUGGCUCUCGGACCUCACAUGGCAAACCUGCUGUACUCUGGACACCCUGCCCUGCUUUCGGGGAAUCAAGGAGGAGAUUGUGUCCACACACAUAUCUGUCUCUCUCGGCUGCCUGGAUGUCGCCAUAAACCCAGAGGCCUGGGAUGGUUAUGUGAUUCAGCUGCCUCCACUUUCGGAGGGGGUCCCAGAUGGGCACGAGUCGGGUGCCGUCGGGGGCCACUGGAACCAGAGGCUGAGCGCUUUCCAGAAGCUUCUUCUAAUCAAAAGCUUAGUGGAAGAAAAGGUGGUGCUCGCAGUCACCGAGUUCGUCAUCGUUAGCCUGGAGAAGCGGUUUGUGGAGAACCCCCCCGUGGACCUGGCUGUCGUGUAUGGUGACAUGUCCCCCUCCACCCCGCUGGUGUUCGUCCUCAGCACCGGCUCCGACCCCAUGGGGGCUUUCCAGAGGUUCGCCAAAGAGAAAGACUACCUGGACAGAGUAGAGUCUAUAUCCUUAGGUCAAGGGCAGGGCCCCAUAGCGGAGAAGAUGAUCCGCGAGGGGAUGAAGACGGGCAGUUGGGUCUUCUUGCAGAACUGCCAUCUUGCGGUUUCCUGGAUGCUGGCAAUGGAAGAGCUCAUUAAGAGCUUCACAGAGCCUGAUACCAUCAUCCAUGAAAAUUUCAGGCUGUUUUUGAGUUCUAUGCCGACAAAAGUCUUCCCUGUUACUGUCCUGCAGAACUCAGUGAAGGUGACCAACGAGCCGCCUAAAGGUCUUCGUGCCAACGUGAGAAGGGCCUUCACGGAGAUCACUGGUAGCUUCUUUGAGGAGCACAUGUUGGCUAGGCAGUGGAGGAAGAUCGUGUUUGGCAUGUGCUUCUUCCACGCAGUCAUACAGGAGCGUAAGAAGUUCGGGCCCCUGGGCUGGAACAUUCGCUAUGAGUUCAGUGACAGUGACAGGGAAUGUGCUCUGCUGAACCUCAACCUCUACUGCCAGACAGGAAGCAUACCCUGGGAUGCCCUCAUCUACAUAACAGGGGAGAUCACAUACGGGGGCCGAGUGACAGACGCCUGGGAUCAGCGCUGUCUUCGCACCAUCCUGAAAACCUUCUUCUCGCCAGGCACUCUGGAGGAGCGCUGCACCUACUCCCCGUCAGGGAUAUAUUUUGCCCCUCAGGCAGACAGUCUGAGCGAUUACAGAGCAUACAUCGAGACCCUGCCCUUGAUCGAUGACCCAGAGAUCUUUGGGAUGCAUGAGAACGCCAAUUUGGCAUUCCAGCGUCAGGAGACCAUGAGUCUGAUCAGCACCAUCCUGGAGGUGCAGCCCAGGUCCACGGCAUGCGGUGGCGGGAAGAGCAACGACGAGAUGGUGCUCGAGCUUGCAGACUCCAUCCUGGAAAAAAUUCCCGAGAGGCUGGACAUGGAUGCGGCCACAGAAAGCCUGUUCAGCAGGGAUGCGAACGGCCGCCUGGACUCCCUGACCACAGUGCUGGGCCAGGAGGUGGACCGCUUUAACGGCCUGCUUGGAGUGCUCCGGUCCUCCCUGGUCACUUUACAGAAGGCCAUAGCUGGAUUGGUGGUCAUGUCAGAGGAGAUGGAACGCAUCUACCACAGCUUCCUGAAUAACCAGGUGCCGGCCCACUGGGCCAGUGCCGCAUACCCCUCUCUGAAGCCCCUGGGCAGCUGGGUGAAGGACCUCACCCUCAGGACGUCCUUCAUGCAUAGCUGGAUCACUCGAGGACCGCCCAAGUCGUUCUGGAUAUCCGGUUUCUUUUUUCCUCAAGGUUUUCUGACAGGCAUAUUACAGAACCACGCCAGGGCAUAUAACCUCCCAAUCGACGAGCUGAGUUUUCAGUUCAGCGUGCUCCCUGUGUACCGCGACCAGGCCGUGGUCAGUGAGGCUCUGAAGAUGCUGCCGUUGGGUAGCGAGCUGGACAUGGAGACAGAGCUUCCCACUCCUAAAGACGGAGUUCUGGUCCACGGAAUUUUCAUGGACGCCAGCCGCUGGGACGACGAACGCAUGGUGAUGGAAGAUGCUUUGCCGGGGGUCAUGCACCCUUUCCUUCCCAUGGUUCACUUCGAGCCUCGACAGAAUUACGUGCCAGAUCCGUCCCUUUACCACGCCCCCCUCUACAAGACCUCAGCCAGGGCGGGCACUCUGUCGACCACCGGACACUCAACAAACUUUGUGGUGACGUUGAUGCUUCCCUCCAAUCGACCCAGUGACUACUGGAUCACCAAAGCCUCGGCCUUACUCUGUCAACUCAGCGACUGA
This is a messenger RNA of Paramormyrops kingsleyae, 12487 nucleotides long. It is a transcript of the gene dnah6, whose product is annotated as dynein, axonemal, heavy chain 6. Gene Ontology annotation, cellular component: dynein complex. Lineage: Eukaryota; Metazoa; Chordata; Actinopteri; Osteoglossiformes; Mormyridae. The record is from RefSeq and is a predicted model, not a curated record. Gene Ontology annotation, biological process: microtubule-based movement. Gene Ontology annotation, molecular function: minus-end-directed microtubule motor activity; dynein light intermediate chain binding; ATP hydrolysis activity.